CCUCUCGCGCACUUUAAAUAAUCGAAGAGAGAGAGAGAGGAGCAGAGAGAAAGCUCGAAGAGACGACAAACCCUAGAAGUACCCAAUCGAUCUCCGAGGAGCCGGUGGCCUGAAAUGGCGGUAGCGAGAACCGGCGUUUACAUCGACGACUACUUCGAGUAUGCGAGCACAUUGCCUGCUGAGCUCCAGAGGCUACUCAACACCAUCAGAGAGCUCGACGAUCGUUCUCAGUCGAUGAUAAACCAGACUCAAGAGCAGACGAAGAGUUACUUGGGACUCUCAUGGCAGAGCUCGAUGAAAGGGAACAAGAAUGCUUACAGUUACCGCCAAGGUAAUGAAGAUGUGGAGACGGCCACCGAGAAAAUGCGGAAAGAUGUAGAGGCCAAUCAGGACAAUGCAUUGAACCUCUGCACUGAGAAAGUUUUACUUGCACACCAAGCUUUCGACCUUAUAGACAGCCAUAUUAAACGGCUUGACGAGGAUCUAAACAACUUUGCAGAAGACCUGAAGCACGAAGGUAAACUACCUCCAGAUGAACCAGCGAUUCUUCCUCCAUUGCCAUUAAUUACUAAGAACGAUAAGCGCAAGUUUCCUUCUGGAACACCUCAAUCAUCAAAGAGGUUCGAUCAAAGGGAUUGGGAACGGGAUCGCGACCGCGAGCGAGAUUUUGAGCUCAUGCCUCCUCCAGGAAGCCAGAGGAGGGAUUUUGCUGCUACUCUUGAGGUUGAUCAACCCAUUGAUCCAGAUGAGCCUACUUAUUGUGUUUGUCAUCAGGUAUCAUUUGGGGAUAUGAUUGCUUGCGACAAUGAAAAUUGCCAAGGAGGGGAGUGGUUCCACUACUUAUGUGUUGGAUUGACUCCGGAGACGAGAUUCAGGGGGAAGUGGUAUUGCCCAACCUGCAGAUUACUUCCUCUCUGUCAAUGACUACUGUAUUUAGAAGUGUAAGACUACUUUACCUUGUCGAAGCAUAUGAAUUGUUGAAUGCAAUUAUAUUUCCCUUCUGUCUCAAGAAACCGGAAAACUUUUUGUGACUUGGAUCCCACGAAAAAGGCAAAUGAAUCGUUGAAUGCAAUCGGAACUUGCUUUCCUUCUUUUC
This is a messenger RNA of Punica granatum (pomegranate), 1096 nucleotides long. The record is from RefSeq and is a predicted model, not a curated record. NCBI's taxonomy places the organism in Eukaryota, Viridiplantae, Streptophyta, Magnoliopsida, Myrtales, Lythraceae.